AUGAGCCUGAACGGAAAGAUCCCGACGGGCCGCACCUUUCUUGAUCACACGCUCACCAACAGAAACUUCAAGCAGAUCCAGAGUCCCUCAGCCCAGCGACUCAGGAUGCGCUGGCGGGAUCGUCUGUCACCCUGCGCCAGUCAGUCCCCAAGAAACGGACCAAAUGUCGUUAUUUCGCCACCAAAAAGGGAGCUUUUGUUCGCUGAAUCGGGGUUGUUGCUUUCCUUUCAAAAGGCCAUCUCGGCCUGGGCUAUUGUACUGGCUUCUCCGGUGACUGACCUGGACGAGAGCGAGAGAGCGAUUGGCGAUGAUCAUGUUGGGGGCUUGGAACGUGCAGACUUUUCUGCGAGAUGCCGUGCUGGCGCUGAGUGCCCAUUCAUUCACGAUGCCGCCGUGCGAGAUCAGAAGAAAGACGCGCCCCGCGAGUCAUCCGAACCGAAGGCCUCAACUUCAAGUACAAAUGUUGGCGAUACCGCUGGCUCUGGUUGUUCGGACGCGAAUGCGAGCACGUCAAAUCAAGCCGUAACCAAAUCGAUUGUUGCUCAAGUGACGAGGCCAGUCUCCAAAGUCGAGAGAAAUGACCCAAGAGAAUUCCAGCUCAAUCAAUUAAGACGCCGCUUUCGCCCACAGCAAGAGGAAGUUAUUGAUGGUACCAAAUUCACCUUUGAUUUGGUCCCUUCUGAUCCCGAUUUCCCUUUUGAGCUGGAUGCUUUGAAGUGCAUCCUUCAUGUACCAUCAACGUAUCCUGACAAGGGCCGGCCCAAACUGUCAGUAACCAACACUGAAAUGGAGGCUGCGUUUCAGAACAAUGUAUCGAGGGGGUUCGAUGACAUUGUCGACUUUGCAAUUCGAACGAACGCGCGUGGGACCUUGCUUAAUUGGGUCAAUACCCUAGACAGGCAACUUGAACGGCUUCUGACGACCUUGGAACGAGGUCCGAAGCUGACCUUUGUGGCCAACACUGGCAGCGUCGAUGCUACGGAAGACAGAAAAGAGAAAGCAGAUACAAAACCAGUCAUUCCUGUGGCAUCUCAAGCAGUCUCUUCGGUUUCGGCGUCCGCAAAGCCAAGUUCGCAAGGCAAGCCCAUCGCUAUCCGACCAAGUUACACGUACGAGCAAAAGUCCCAGGCAGAGAAACGGAGAGCAAUGGAGACGAAACAACUCGAGGCCCGUCUGGGUAGACUACCGCUGUUCCAGAAACGCUCCGAGACUGUGUUCAUGAUUCCAAUUCAACCAGCCAAGCCGGACCGUUUACCAAAAAGUCUUCAAUUAGUCAAGAUGGUGAAGUUGAUUAUACCGCAACUCUAUCCGCUCGAGCACAGCUCCAUCGAGUUACAAGGCUCGAGCGAAGCCGAGGCACGUUCGGUUGAGAUUGGCUUUGCACAAUGGGUCGACAAGAACUCCCAGAUGAAUCUUGUUUCACAGAUCAAUUACCUUGCGAGCAAUAUGUUCAAUUUUGCAAAGACUCCUCUCCCCGAAGUUGCAGAACAAGUGAAGCUUGAACAUGUUACCGAGGAGCAGGAGAGCCCAGCCGAGAAAGCCGAGCCUGAAGUACCCCUCACAGGGAAGGGAGACAAACCACAUCUCCAUGUUAUCCCUCGUCCGCCUGAGUGGUCCGUCGCUGAACAAGACAGUGGGACUGAUAUGACCGAUGGCUCGAGCUAUGAGGAAGACUCCGAUGAGUUUGAGGAGAGUCAAGGGGAAUCAGAAGAAGGAGGUGCCCCAAUUCCCGCAGUAACUGAUACACCGGGCCGUGGAGUGGCGCUCUCCUUCCCUUUCAUGGAGCUCUAUGGUAUCGAGCUUUUGGAAAUAGCCCACCUUGCAAUCACUAUCAAGUGUGAACGCUGCAAGGACUCCAUGGAUUUCAAGAACGUCGCUCAGCUCACCGAUUCGAAAGAUGUGCCCAAGGUCGAGUCGUGCAAAAAGUGCGCCAAUUCGAUGAGUGUCGGAUUCCGGAAGCAAUUGAUGCAUUCCCACGCCAAUCGUGCCGGCUAUCUUGAUCUAGAUGGCUGUACGGUUCUCGACAUGCUUCCAAGCAACUUCAUUCCAACUUGCUCCGAAUGCUCCACCGCCUACCACGCCCCAGGCGUCUCAGCCGUACGCGGAGAAAGCGCCAUGGCAAUUUGCCGGCACUGUCACCGAAAGAUGGUAUUCAAGCUGCCCGAGGUCAAAUUUCUGGUGGUAGGAAGUGCGGCAAUGUCUUCACGGGCCGCUCUCCCCUUGAAAAAGCGGCCCAAGGAGGUCCUUGGCAUCGUUGCAGGACAGGAACUUCCUCGUCGAGGCCGGUGCCAACACUACGGGAAGAGCUACCGCUGGUUCAGGUUCAGCUGCUGUGCUAAAGUUUUCCCAUGUGACAAGUGUCAUGACCAACAGACUGAUCAUCCUAAUGAACACGCCAACCGUAUGAUCUGUGGCUUUUGUUCUCGAGAACAAAUUUAUCGUCCCGAAAGCUGUGGAAUUUGCAAGGCUGGGCUUGUGGGUAAGGCUGGAAGUGGAUUCUGGGAAGGGGGCAAGGGAACUAGGAAUCGAGCUCUCAUGAGUCGUAAGGAUCCCCGCAAGUACAAGAGACGUGGAGCCAACGUGCCCGGUGGGACGAGCUCGAAGAAGAAGUAG
Molecule: messenger RNA, 2613 nt
Organism: Penicillium diatomitis
Lineage: Eukaryota; Fungi; Ascomycota; Eurotiomycetes; Eurotiales; Aspergillaceae
Product: CHY zinc finger protein
Exons: 7
Coding region: 1-2613 (870 amino acids)
Molecular function (GO): zinc ion binding
Source: RefSeq, a predicted model, not a curated record